AUGAGUGGUGAAAUAGUCAACGGAGACCUUGAUGCCGAUGGCAGGGUGAUCCUCUACAUUAUCAAAGCUGAUGCCACAUCGUACAUCAACUACAUCAAACCUAUUAUUCUCGCCGAAGAGCUCAAAACUCCAUAUGUCCUUUCAAUCAUCGAUACCAAGGACGAAUGGUUCUACAAGAUCCACCCAGAGCGAUACGUCCCAUCUCUUAAGGACCGCGAUCCAGAAACUGGACAAGAUGUCAUUGUUUUUGAAGGCACUGCCUGUCUCCAGUAUCUCGCGGACCGAUCGGAUAAUAAUGGAGAGUGGGCAGGAAGAACAGCGGCCGAGAAGGGAGCUGUGCUUUCAUGGACGGCCUAUCAGACCGCAGGAUUGGGGGUACCCGAGCAGACAGGAGCCAGUCCAGCUUCCAAGGACAAUCGAGAAAAUACGACUAAGCAAUGGGAUAUCCUCAACAAACGCCUGACAGAACCAGGGCAGAAAUACAUUGCUUUAAAGGACCGUCCCACGUUGGCAGACUUGUCUUAUCUUCCCUUUGCCAUGCCUUGGAUGUUCAAUCUGUUUGGUGUAGACAUAAAGGAUUGGCCAGCUGUUGACGAGUGGGCUCAAAGAAUGUUGGACCGGCCAGCUGUGAAGGACGUUUUGGAGAGAGCGCCUCGAUUCGGCCAUGACUAA
Molecule: messenger RNA, 672 nt
Organism: Fusarium musae
Lineage: Eukaryota; Fungi; Ascomycota; Sordariomycetes; Hypocreales; Nectriaceae
Exons: 4
Coding region: 1-672 (223 amino acids)
Source: RefSeq, a predicted model, not a curated record